AUGGCUCAAUCAACCAAAACAGAACUGGAAAACGGCAAACUCUUCACAGAGCAUGCAACCCAUGUCUUUGAUUUGGCAUUGUUCGAAAGCGUCUCCCAUGUUCUGUCCGACUUUCUAUGGAAAGGAACAUCGCCAUCUAUGGGAGAUAUCCAUGGCAUUGCUGUCAAAGCAUGGAUUAACCUCCAAUUGAAUCAGCUCACAAACAAAGAUUUUAUAAACUCGUUCGCAAUCACACAGAAAAACUGGCCAGGGGCGACAGAGUAUGAAAAGGCAGCCACCGACCCAUGGGCAGUAGGAGCCAAGACAGCUGGCAGGUGUGGAUGGUACUUCCAACAACUACAGAAAGCUGGUACAAGGAAUCCCUGGGAAGCUGCCCCAAUUUUUGGAAUUCUGGCCAUGUUCAGCAUGCUUCCAACAGUUAAUGCCCAACAAACUCAGUCUCCAUUCCCUGAUAUCCCAUUUUCAGUCUUCAGUGAAUUCAUUGCAUCCAACUUUAGCUCCAAAAUUUCACUAUCAACUGUGCUGUUAGUACUGUUUACCAUGACUAACAACACAACACUUCUGAGCUUACAUGCAAGACAACAAAUUUCAAAGUAUCCAGGAGAGCGAAAGACUCAUACCACUGGCUGGAUCACAGGGUUAAUUAGGGCUUUAACUGAUCAAUUGGGCAAUAAGAAAGACAGAUUGUUCAAAAAGUCUGAAAACAAAGGGGGAAUGAAUGAAGAUCAGGUGUUUGUAGCAUUGGGAAAUAAGCUUGACCUUUUUGCAAAAAUGUUGCAGUUACAUCCCAUUGACAAGGAUGGAAAGUUCAAAGGGAAAAUGAAACCUAUAUCCCAUGAUGAGCUCAAGCCUGUUAUUAUGAUAUGCCCUGAUGCAGUUGAAUGUGAAACAAUGACAUGCAAUCCACGGUCACUACUCCAGAAUGUUCGACCACGAGAUAUUCCUGAAGUUACAUUGAUAAAAGGCACUGACAUUUAUAAGAAAAGCUAUGUCCUUACUGGUCUUUGCCCAAAAUGUCAGACCCAAUAUUCUGCUGAUCGUGAACGAGUAGUUGGACAGACUGGGUCAUUUGAUCAAGUAUACUUGAACUCUGCUGUAUACUUGAAAGUGGGCCAGAAUGUUUGGGUUGAUUGUAUUUUUUCAUCAGCUGUUUUAAAUGCAAUGUAUAAUUUUCAUGCAUCUGCAAAUGCCUACACUGACUUUUGGAAUAACACUUUUGGAGAAUUAUGUAAGGGCAAACUAAUAAAGAUCUCACGUCGUCAAGUCUGGCAGGCAUUUGUUCAGGAGUCUAUACGAACAAUAGCAGAUGUAUCAGAUCAGACCUUGAUUCUUAAAGAUGGACUGUCCAUUGAUGAGGUAACUAGUGAGGCAUUCAGUAAACUGGGAGCAAAUGGAAUAAUUCUUCCUGCGGGUCAACACUCCUGUUCUGAGUGUACCCAAAAAUACAAAAAGAAAGCUGAUUUUCUCACUGGUGAUGAUCCUGCUGCCUUAGUUGGUAGAGAUGAGAACAGAGUUGUACCUUCUCUGACUGGAGAAGGGGCAGCAGAUGCUGCACAAGAUGCUGCAAGAGCAAGAGAGCUUGCAUCUCGUGUGCAGGAGGACUCAGAUGAUGAGCCUAUGGAUGUUGAUCAUGCACCUGUUAAGAUGGACCAACUCAUUGUGCAUAUGGUGAUUGCACAUCAGCACUUGGCAAUGCUCGAGGAGGUGUCUUUUGUCCUGUGCAUGAAACUGAAUAUGGAACAAAGUGUCAUUGUACAAAUACAAAGAAGUCCUUCACGGUUUUAUUGUGUUGAGACAAUCACUGCUCCUUGUGGUGUUGUUAUUGCCUGGGCUAAAUUUCCUAAGUCUGAAUCUCCCACAAAUAUUCUUAACUUUCUGGAGUCAGUUUAUCCUACUGCUGAAUCACGUCCAGAUUACAUCUGUAUUGAUAAGGCUUGUCUACUACUACGAACAGCGAUAAGCAAUGGAAGCUGGGACAGAAUCUGGAAACAUACAACACAGUUCAUUGUUGAUAGUUACCACUAUAUUAAUCACCGUGUUGGUGAUUAUAUUUGUCGCAAAUGGUGUAAUCCUGCACCAUUGAAUGGCUCAGCCCCAAAUUUAGUUGUUGUCGAAAAAGACAAACAUGGUCGACCAUACUACAAGCGAGCAUUUAACACACAGGCCUGUGAACAGUUGAAUGCCUGGUUGGGUGGUUUUGAGUCCAUCCUGAAAAGGAUGACACAGGGAAACUUUGAUUGGUUUUUGUCCAUAGCUAGCAAAACAAUCUCGGUGGCAUCAAAAUGGGCGACCAUCAGCCUCAGCCACACUGUGUAUGCCUUUCGCAAGCUAGUGCAACUGGCAGCAUUUCAGAGUUAG
Laccaria bicolor S238N-H82 is the source of this 2358-nucleotide messenger RNA. RefSeq lists its product as uncharacterized. The transcript is spliced from 6 exons. NCBI's taxonomy places the organism in Eukaryota, Fungi, Basidiomycota, Agaricomycetes, Agaricales, Hydnangiaceae. The coding region runs from base 1 to 2358 and encodes 785 amino acids. The record is from RefSeq and is a predicted model, not a curated record.